CAGGAAACUCGGUGAUGUCGCUUCUUCUUUAACACGCCAGGAGACGGGGAAGUCGGGGGGAGACUGAGGGCACAAAACACCGAGAAAACGCAGCAGUCUGGACGCUAUCGGGGCGGGAUUUCCCUGAGCAGUCCAUUCUCCCUUGUUUCUGGGCUUGGUGGUUCAGUGGUCUUCUACACAUGAACAAAUAGAGCACCAUUUCUAAUUUGUGGCGUAAUCUCUCACCUCUUCCACCAAACCACGGCCACAGGUGAAGUGUGUAUGGAGCAGUGUGAGAGCGCAGCGGCUCUGCUGGAGUCGGUCAGAGAGCAGGAGGUGCAGUUUGAACAGCUGACCCGGGCGCUGGAGGAGGAGAGGAGGAGAGUGGGUCUCCCCGCCACCAGCCCCUCGGCCCUGGGUCACCCCCUCCCUCACAUACAGAACGGGCGUUUAGGGGAUGCAGACAUAGAACGUCUGAAGUUAACCGAUUCAUACAUCAACGGCACACAGUACAGGAUGGUGGACCCCGCACACGGCGCUCUAGAUGAGAGCUACACGCCAGAGGAUGACUCCCAGGACGUACGCUCAGUCUUCUCGGAGGACGGAACCGCACGGCGGAUGGAUAAUGGGAUGAAGAAACCAAUUUCGCGCACAGUUCUCCCCACUGAGUCCUUGUCCAUUGAUGGAGGCAUGGCCGUGCCCGGUAUGGGAAUGUACAGCGCCACACUGGACCGUCCUUACAGGCAGACUGGCAUAGGCGACUACCCCACUGCGACAGUUCCCAGGAACUACCACUAUGGGCCUGUAGGAGGAUACGAUGACUACAGAGGCGGUCCACCGUCGGAGGCGUACACAAGCCUGAGCAGGGGCUCGCACAUGGAUGAGCGCUACAGGCCGGUCGAUGGCUACAGAACUCUGGACUCUGGUUACCGGGCACCGAGCCGACAGCAGCUCGACCCGUACGCCGCGCAGCCUCAGGUGGGGCGGGGGAUGAGGGCCAUGGGCUCAGCAAUGGAGAUGCGGUAUGGCCACGGCCACUAUGGUAUGGACGAUGAUCAGCGCAGCGUGGGAUAUGAUGAUUAUGGGAUGGGACCUCCACCUAUGCAUCCUGGAGGCUAUGGUACCAUGCCACGCUUGGGGCCGGGCCCUGGGGGUAUGGACAGACGCAGACUCAGGAGCUGUGAGGACACUUUGGAUGGCGACAUGGGAGGAGGUGAUCCUUAUACGUGGGGUGUUCCCAUGACGAUGGAGAGGGGAAGCAUGGCUUCACUGGACAGUACAUUGAGAAAGGCCCCUCCUGGUUCAUGGAGACAGCCAGAGCUACCAGAGGUGAUUGCCAUGUUAAACUACCGCCUGGACCCUGUCAAGACCAAUGCUGCCGCCUUCCUCCAGCACCUCACCUUCAAAAAUGACAAGGUGAAGUCAGAAGUGCGUCGACUGAAGGGCAUCCCUGCGUUGGUGUCACUAUUGGAUCACCCGGGCAAGGAGGUUCAUCACUCAGCCUGUGGAGCACUGAAGAACAUUUCCUACGGACGAGACCAUGACAACAAGAUUGCAAUUAAGAACUGUGAUGGAGUACCUGCUCUGGUCAGGUUACUCAGGAGAACUCACGACCAAGACCUUACUGACAUCAUCACAGGAACCUUGUGGAACCUCUCGUCCCAUGAUUCGGUGAAGAUGGAGAUUGUAGACCACGCUCUGCAUGCCCUGGCCGACGAGGUGGUCGUUCCUCACUCGGGCUGGGAGCGAGGGAGCAGCGGAGGAGAAGAAAGUUGCAAACCACGACAUCUGGAGUGGGAGACCGCCUUGACCAACACUGCUGGUUGCCUUAGGAAUGUGAGUUCAGAGCGCAGUGAGGCCAGACGAAAGCUGAGAGAGUGCACGGGGCUGGUAGACUCGCUCAUGUACGUUGUCCAGUCACAGAUCAACCGCAAAGACGUGGAUAAUAAGUUGGUGGAGAAUUGUGUCUGUCUUCUAAGGAACCUGUCGUAUCAGGUUCACCGUGAAAUCCCUGGCAGUGAGCGCUUCAUGGAGACUGCACCCGUCAACCAGGGCCCGGCCCCAUCCAACAAAGGAGGCUGCUUUGGCACCCGAAAGGGAAAAGAUGAGUGGUUUUCCAAAGGAAGAAAGGAUGGAGAUGAUGGAAGUGGGGAUCAGGUGGAUAUUCCAAAGAGGACAAUACCUGCCAAAGGUUAUGAGCUCUUGUACCAGCCAGAGGUGGUUCGUGUUUACACAUCACUGCUCAAAGAGAGCAAGAACCCGUCGGUGCUUGAGGCUGUGGCCGGUGCCGUCCAGAACUUGUGUGCUGGCCGAUGGACUUACGGUCGGUAUAUUAGAGCCACGGUGCGUCUGGAGAAGGGUCUGCCCAUGAUGGCAGAACUACUGUCUCAUGGUAACGAUCGUGUGGUUCGAGCAAUGUCUGGAGCUUUGCGGAACCUCGCUAUAGACAACCGUAACGCCGAUCUGCUAGGUUUGCACGCAGUGCCUCAUCUUGUGGCCAACCUGCCGGGAGGCCAGAGUCAGUCUGGGCGCACCCUGUCAGAGGAGACGGUGGUGUCAGUUCUGAGCACGCUGGCUGAGGUGCUGGGCCAAAAUGUGGAGGCAGCAAAGACCCUGCGAGCCUCACAAGGCAUCGAGAGGCUGGUGCUCAUCAACAAAGAUGGCAAGCGCUCUGAUCGGGAGGUGCGGGGAGCAGGUCAGGUGCUGCAGCUCGUCUGGGCUCACAAGGAGCUGCGGAAGCCUCUUGAGAAGGAUGGCUGGAAGAAGACGGACUUCAUGGUCAACCUAAACCCCAGCAGCAACACCACCAAUGGCCCGAGCAGCAGAGCUAACGGCACCUACGAAGACAGCACCACACCGCUGCUGGACAGAGGGGAGAAGAGGGACAUGAUUCCACUGAACGACCUUGGACCUGAGGCCUACUCUACACUGGACCAGAGGGAGAGGAGGCACACUCUGGAUGAGACCACAGACACUUUACCGCGAGGGGUGUAUGGGGGCAGAAAGGGCUCCUUGCCGCUGUUGGACUCCUAUGAUGGUUAGCCCCUAGCCCCUCCCCUCUACCCUUUUCUGCAUGUAACAGCAUGAAAAACUGAUAGUGUGCAUCACCCAGACCGGGCCGUCCCUGCCCUACCACUGCUACUGAGGAGAGAAGACCCCGACACAGCCUCCGCCUGUCUCCUCUUCCCUCUCAACCUCCUUUCAUCCUUUCCAUCACUACAGAUGGGAUCAAAAGAUUGAGGGUUAGUAUCCAAAGAAAGUGGUUGUGUCACAUGCUAGAAGUUUCGUGCCACACACAUACACACCACUUAAUUCAUUCAACUGUAGCAGCAGAAAUACGUUCCUUUUAAAACUUUUUUUUUUUAUGUAUAAGUUAUGAUUCUCUUCUGUAAAGGCAAUCAACUUUGACAAUCAUUUAUUUCUGGUUUUGUCACCCUGCUUGCUUUUAUUUUAUUUUUUUUCUUUAUUUUUUCUUGCUCCUUCUAAAAGUAAUACGUUGUCAUGGUGACAUGUUGCUGCCAACACCCACAUCCUGAUGAAUUUGUAUUUAGAUGUCUGUGUAGGGUAUAUACUGUAUAUAAAAAGAAAAUGGGAUGACUGCAUUAGUUUUGGUUCAUUUAAUUUAAAUUGUCCCUAUUACUGGGAAUGUUAGGAGGUUGGAUGUAUCGGCAGACUGCCUUGUAGAUGGAGAAUGUUUAUGCAGGAUUUAUUUUCCUGUCUAGAGUUAUUUUCUCUCUGUUGGGAUAAAGUACACGACCUGAAAAGAUGGGUGUGUGUGUAUAUUUGUCAAACGCUAAACCUGUGGCUGUGUGUUUGUGUGCGUUGAAAAUGACUAUGGACUUCUUUUGUUCUCAAGUGUGUCUUUGCACAGACCAGACACAAGACCACAUUUUGAUUGUUUAAUUAAUGAUAUCUCGUUGUGAGUGCCCCCCCUUCCUGUGAUGUUUUUUUUUUUUCUUUUUACAUUUUUCCUGAGAGUUUUAUGUUCCUGCUGCCUCUUAAGUUUUUAUAGUUUCAUUUUAACUACCGUAGUGGAAAAACGAGUUUCUGUUACAUUGUCUUGGCUUUUGUCUAGAUUUGGUCAACCUGCCCAGUACGAGUUAAACCUGGUACUGAGAAGUGAAAGUUUGUGCAAACACUAUGUAAACCACUACUAUCGAGCUAUUCCUAUCUUUGCUGUCAAAAAUCCACUAUUCAUUCUGUUUUGUUUUUUUUCCUCCGUCAAAGGAACAGGAUAAUGAUUUGUAGGUGUUAUCCUCUCUUUUAAAGACUGAAUUAUUCUUCCAACCAGCUGUACCAGCACGUCUACAUUCAGUUUGCAGCUUUGCCCCUCAAAAAAAUAUUUUUUAAAAGGCAGUUGAGGUGUUUUCACUCGGAGGAGACUUGUUUUCAGACAUGCAUGGGAGAGAGAUGUUUAAUUUAAAUUGGGAGGUAGACAGAAAAAGCACAUUUUGGUCCCUUUGACCCCCUUUUUUUUUCUUUUUUUUACUUGUGUAUUUUGCUUCCCUUUUUUGUGUCUGCUUUGUAUUUUAUUUUGGGAUUUGUAUGUGGGUAAGAACAUUUAUGCAAUUUGUUCCAGUUUUUAAUCCUUUUACAGCUAAGUUUUUAAACGCAAAGAGACCAAUCCUUUUUUUUUCUUCUCAUUUUUAAACUCUUCACACAUAGUAUAUUUGUACUGUUGCCUGUCCAUGUAAAAUUAUGUACCAUUCAUACCUGCCUUGGCUCUGAGACUUUGCUUUUCCAGUGAAGUAUGUAACUGGUAAUACUGUUUUUUUUUUUUUUUUAAAUAAAGAUCUUUUCUUAGACAAGA
This is a messenger RNA of Cololabis saira (Pacific saury), 4789 nucleotides long. Its product is annotated as catenin delta-1-like. Lineage: Eukaryota; Metazoa; Chordata; Actinopteri; Beloniformes; Belonidae. Gene Ontology annotation, molecular function: cadherin binding. The transcript is spliced from 22 exons. Bases 262 to 3021 code for a protein of 919 amino acids. The record is from RefSeq and is a predicted model, not a curated record. Gene Ontology annotation, biological process: cell-cell adhesion; cell-cell junction assembly. Gene Ontology annotation, cellular component: nucleus; plasma membrane; adherens junction.